AUGGAACAUGCCCACGCGCCAAGAGUUUGGCGUUUUGGGCUCUACAAGAAUAGAAUUUCUAGCUCGGCUUCUAGAGCUUUGCUCUUUGAUAAUGUAAGAACGCGGGGGUUGCUAUUUACUGGUCUUUUUGCGACGGAGAGGUUCGUGAAUGAGGUGUACUCGGGAAGGCCAGGGAGGCCGUAUGGUCUGUUCAUGGGCGGUGGAGGGAAGCUGCUGGCGGCUCAAGUGGUGCAGAUACUGGUGGUGAUGGGGUGGGUGACGGUGACUAUGGGGCCGCUGUUUUACGGGCUUCAUAAGCUGAAGCUGCUGAGGGUUUCCGAUACGGACGAGACGGCGGGGAUGGAUUUGACGAGGCAUGGAGGGUUUGCUUAUGUGUACAAUGAUGAGGAUGAGGCUUCUGUUGAGCCGGAGUUUAUGAUGAGGAGGGUUGGACCUACGGAUGAUGCCAGUCCUUUCCCGUAG
Messenger RNA from Fragaria vesca subsp. vesca, 462 nucleotides. Its product is annotated as ammonium transporter 1 member 2-like. The record is from RefSeq and is a predicted model, not a curated record. Lineage: Eukaryota; Viridiplantae; Streptophyta; Magnoliopsida; Rosales; Rosaceae. The coding region runs from base 1 to 462 and encodes 153 amino acids. The transcript has a single exon.